This is a messenger RNA of Petromyzon marinus (sea lamprey), 3224 nucleotides long. The record is from RefSeq and is a predicted model, not a curated record. NCBI's taxonomy places the organism in Eukaryota, Metazoa, Chordata, Hyperoartia, Petromyzontiformes, Petromyzontidae.
ACCUCCACAUUCCUUCGUAACGCCCCGCCCGCUUGGCGCCCCCUCAGCCGCCUCAGAACUCCGACGGCGAGCUGUGGACGGGGAAAGUUCGCGCCUCUCGCUCCCUCACUCGCUCCUUCACUCCCUCGCUCCCUCACUCGCUCGCUCCCACGGGGAAAGUUCGCCUCGCUCGCUCCCUCGCGCCUCUCUCGCCUCAACUCCUUCCUCGUGACAAUCCACAGCCUCCAUUCAACGUCUCUGUCCAUCAGCUAAACCCCCUCCCCUCUCCCCCCCUCGCUCUCUCUCUCGUCUCCGCCUCUCUCCUCAGUCGGCUCCGUCUUUGUCUCUCUCUCGUCCGUCUUUGUCUCUCUCGUCCGUCUUUGUCUCUCUCCGUCUCUCUCCAUGGCUCCCGCCGGCGUCUGGAUGCGGCUGCUGGCGGUGGCGAUGGCGGUGGUCGUGGUGAUGGCCGCCCCUCCUCCAAGCUCCGCCCAUCCCCAGGUGGCCAUGUUCUGCGGGAAGCUGAACAUGCACCUGGACCUGCGCACGGGCGUCUGGGAGCCCGACCCAUCCGGUACCACGUCCUGCCUGAGCAGCAGCCACGACAUCCUCAAGUACUGCCAGCAGGUGUACCCGGACUUGCGGGUGACGGGCGUUGAAGAGGCGACGCAGGCCGUGUCGGUGGACAACUGGUGCAGGAGGGGCAAGGCUCGCUGCCACGCCAACUCGCACAUCGUGCUGCCCUACCACUGCCUGGUUGAGGUGGAGCAGGAGGUGGACAUGGAGGAGGCCACCGUGACCGAUGGCGACGCUCACUCGCAGCUGGGCGACUGCGUCCAGAUGGGUCAGAUGAAGUUGGACGAGUGUCACCCGGCCAGGUUCUGGAAGCGUCUUGCUCGCCAGAUGUGCCUGGAGUACACCCUGUGGGACUACACCCCCAGAAGGCCGUGCGGCGCGGACGGCUUCCGCGGCAUACGCUACACGUGCUGCCCGUCCCCCGCCGGCGGCUCGGAGGAGACGCGCUCGCGGGAAGUCUCCUCCUACGACGACUACGACGAUGAUGACGUCGACGACGUCCAGGAGGAGGUGGUGGCGGCGGAAGAGGAGGAUGAGGAGGUCCCUGAGGUAGAGGAGGAGGUCGUCCCUGAGGAGGAGGAGGAGGAGGAGGAUGAAGACGUGGUGGAGGAUGAGGAGGAGGUCGACGCUCCUGAAGAGGAAUUUUCCCAGGACGAGGUGGAGGACGAGGUGGAGGAGGAGGAGCAGGAGGAGCAGCAGGAGGAGGAGGAGGAGGGGUACGAUUUGAGAAAUGACGAGGACGAGGCUGCGGACAAGCCCCAGAGGAGCCCUUACGAGGACGACCUGGAGCUGUGGUUCGACAUGAACGACGCGCAGUCCAGCGAGGAGGCCGACACGGACGCGGCCGCGCCCGUCGGGGAGGACCACGCGGACGAAGACUACCCGGCCGUCGUCGAGGGCGACGGCGACGACGACGACGAGGGGGAGGAGGAGGAGGAGGAGUCUGACUACGAGACGCGGGAGGGGAGCGACCCCGGCACGGACGACUACAACGUGGAGUACGACUGGCCCAGCGCACCCGGGCACAGCGACUAUGAGGAUCGGGAGGCGGAGGAGGAGGAGGCGGAGGAGGAGGCCGGCGAGACUGGCGCUGACGACGAUAACGACGAGCAGCAGCAGCAGCAGGACGUGUUGAAGCUGUACUUCGAUUCGCCGGCGGGCGACGAGCUGGAGCACGACCGCUUCCUCAAGGCCAAGGACCAGCUGGAGGUGCAUCAUCACCUCCGGCUCAUCCAGAUCAUGAAGGCGUGGGAGGAAGCGAAGAUCAACGCGGAGAACAGACCCAACAGUGACCGCCAGGCAGCCGCCCUCAUUAAGCGGUUCCAGCGGCUGGUGAACCAGCUGGACACGGCGCUGGCGAGCGCCAAGCAGCGACUGAGCGACACUCACCAAUCUCGCGUGGAGGCGGCCCUCAACAUGCAACGGCGCUCCGCCCUGGAGGAAUACCUGUCCCAGCUGCAGGCACAGCCACCCAAGCGUGAGCGCCUGCUGCACGCGCUCAAGCGCUACAUGUGGACGGAGCAGCGUGACCAGGUCCACUCCGUGAGACACUUCCAGCACACGCAGCGCAGCAGUGAUCCUCCGCCUCCUCCGACCGCCCUGCUGAUGGUUCAGGCCCACCUGACGGUGAUCAAGAAACGUCUCAACGAGAGCCUCUCCCUUCUCAGCCAAGUGCCCAGGCUUGGCCCCGGCAUCCAGGCCCAGAUAAGUGGUCUGGCGGCCUACGUGCAGAGCUACGGGCAGGGCCUGCUCAACGUGGGCCAGAGCUACGGCUCGGACGGCCUCAUGCCGCCCAGCGACACGCCGCCCGCCCUGUGGCCUGAACGGGCACGCGAGGGACCCCCGGUGGACGAUGACGAGAACGGGAAUGCGACCGACGAGGACCUCGCCUCUGACCUCUUCCAGAUGGAUGCGCGCAAGGCCGAGCAGUUCAACGUGUGGGCCGUGAUCGCCCUGCUCGUCGGCAUCGCCGUGGUGACCACCGUGGUCAUCGGGAGCCUGGUGCUGCUCCGCCGCAAGGCUUACCGCCCCGUCAGCACCACCGAGGUGGACGAGGAGCUCUCCCACGAGGAGCGCCACCUGACCAAGAUGCAGCAGAAUGGCUAUGAGAACCCCACCUACAAACUCUACGAGGCCCUGCAGCACUGAGCAACACACCACAGCACGACACAGCACCACACAGCACGGCACAGCACGACACAGAACCACACAGCACCGCACAGAACCACACAGCACCACACAGCACCGCACAGCACCACACAGAACCACACGGAACCACACAGCACGCCACAGCACACGCCACAGCACACGCCACACAGCCCUGCUAUGGUACGGGGGAGGCACAUCGCGCGAUGCGGCACAGGGGCAGCGUCUUAACUGCAGCGUAGUGACACAAGGCGCUGAAACACGGCGGUCGAUUUGGCAAACGGUAGAAUACGCAGCGGCGGCUUGCAACGCAACACGGCCUCGCGAUUCCGGAUCGACGAGGCGUGGAGCCUCGCGAUUCCGGCUCGCCUAGGCCCGGACCGUGGGCAGUUCUGAUGCAGACGCGUGCACGCACGCAGACAAUACCCGUGUAGCCUUAACAGACUCUUGGGGAAAAUACUGUUAGUGAGUAGCAGCUACACAUAGACACACGCACAGACACGCACAGACACGCACGUACACACAAA